Molecule: messenger RNA, 1364 nt
Organism: Branchiostoma belcheri (Belcher's lancelet)
Lineage: Eukaryota; Metazoa; Chordata; Leptocardii; Amphioxiformes; Branchiostomatidae
Product: procollagen C-endopeptidase enhancer 1-like
Exons: 7
Coding region: 1-1062 (353 amino acids)
Source: RefSeq, a predicted model, not a curated record
AUGGCUAUGAGAGACCUGGUCAUCUGUGUGGUCAUCUACUUCUGCCUGGCUGAGGGCCUCGCAAGAUGCAGCCGGUCAAGGCCAUCUAAAGCCUGCGGAAGGACCAUGAGCGCGUACCGAGGCUCCAUCCGUUCCCCGGGUUUCCCCAACCCGUACCCGCCUGCGCUCCGAGAGACCGACCAGGAGUGCAAGUGGGUCAUCAACCUGCCGUACGGACACGGCAUCAAGCUAACCUUCUCCGGAUACGAUCUCAACGACGAGACUGGCGACGUCGGGUCCACGGUCUACGACGAGAUCCAGGUGUUCCGUGACGGGUCGUGUGAUGAGAGCCAGCGGCAGCGGAGCCUGGUGGGGCUGUUGGAGGGAGAACUCGUCAUCUACAUCCCGCACAAGUCCGCCUGCGUCAAGUUUAUCAGGAGGACUCACAACAACAAAGUGCACGGCGGGUUUUCUCUGACGUACGAAGUUGUGGACGCCAACAGCAAGUGUGGAGGGAACAACACGGUCCGAGUGACGUCCCAGGAGGGAUAUAUCUACAGCCCGGGAUACCCUACAGCCAGUUACCCUCCGUACCUGAACUGUACAUGGAUGAUCGAGGUCCAGCCGGAUCAGACAAUAGACAUCGGUUUCAUGGACUUCCAGCUGAGUUACACCUACAGUUGCGACUUCGCUCCUGACUUUAUAGAAAUCGGGAAUUCCAACAGGACUUACGAGUACAAAUACUGUGACCAGGACGUUCCUGAGACAUUUCUGAGCAGGGGAAACAGGGCGUGGGUGCAUUUCAGGACAGGACAGUGGAGGAAUCGUGGCUUCUGGCUGUACUAUAAAGCCGUCGGAGAGCCGACAGCAGCGGACCAGCCAAACCCUAACUACAGACAAGAGGAAGGGCGAGGCAAAAAAUAUCCCGGAGCAACCAAUGAGGCUCCGCAAGACAAACAAGAUGGACCGAAUUCAUACCAACAGUCUGUUGAGUCCUCGAGUUUCCGCGUGUCUCCGCUGCCUACGGUCGUCGUGUUGUCUGUCGUCCUGACCAAGUUCUGUUACACAAUCCUCUAUCUAUAGCACAGGGAGUAGACGUUGGGUGGUUUUUGAAAUGAUGAUGCGGUGCCUUUUGUCCAAUUGGAAGACCGACUCAGGAACAGUUUGAGGUAAAAUGUAUGCCAGUUUCCAUGUUGAUUCCUUGUAUCAAGUUGCGUGAAAUUCAAUGUCUUUCGUUUAAUUUGCACUGAAGAUAAGCUGAAGGUGACAGAAGGCAAUGUCAUGUGAAGUUUUAGUUUAAUUGACCAUCUUUACCGCGUCGAAUUGAAGUAGUAUAAUGCUAGAUUUAUUAUCAAUAAGGCCACACCAAUCUAAUUUUUCGGUUA